Molecule: messenger RNA, 883 nt
Organism: Capsaspora owczarzaki ATCC 30864
Lineage: Eukaryota; Filasterea; Ministeriida; Capsasporidae
Exons: 6
Coding region: 163-786 (207 amino acids)
Source: RefSeq, a predicted model, not a curated record
GCAGCAGGCGGCAGCAAAGCGUCACAGUUGCCAACGAACUUGGCCAGCACUCCUGCAGAUGAACUUUCGCCAGGCCCCUGGGCAUUGCAUCCUUUCGGUCGAAAUCUUCUUAAUUCAUUAAUUCAACACUAUGAGCGGAUACCCGAUGUACAAACCCUUGCCAUGCUUGCUUGCGUCUUUGCUUGGCCCGGCGUAAAAUCCAAUGCGGCAGGAUGGAAACUAGCUCGCGGGCAACACGGUAAUCUGCACGCGAGUCGAUCAGCAGAUUCGAUCGACCAUGAACCCAGCGUCACAAGUGGGCUGCUCAGCGCCAUGUCUACAUCUGCGCUCGCGACCGCCAGGCCUCUGAGCCGCGGUGCUUUCGGCGCUACUGAUGAUCAAAACUAUGCCAAAGCUGUUCGCAUGCUUGACCCAAGCAAGUCCAAUCGCUUUUUCCAGUUUAUCAAGUUUUAUAGCGAGGUUCUGUACGGCUGGGGAUACCUGCAAGCGCGUGGCGAGUUGCUGCGCUUUUUGCAUCAGCCACCCCGCGGACAUCUCGGCCUUGAAUUUGACGUCAAGUGCCAAAUUUGCAACAAGAACUUUUUGCGGUCUGUUCGGUGCGGAGACUGCAAGCGGAAGGGCUAUGGCUUUGGGUGCGCCAUUUGCCACGUUCCAGUGAAAGGUCUGUCGAACUUUUGCGUCGUGUGUGGCCACGGAGGCCACUCCGAGCACAUGCGGGCAUGGUUUGAGCACAAUGUUUCGUGUCCAACUGGAUGCGGCUGCCGCUGUACCGAGAUGGAAGUGUAGAAGUGGCGCAGACCGAAACCUCGUUCCGAAUAAAUCGUUGUUUGAUGCGUAACUCUACCCCGACGUGGACUGCACACACUCUUCGAGGGUUCAGCCG